Messenger RNA from Aspergillus clavatus NRRL 1, 1791 nucleotides. Its product is annotated as putative NRPS-like enzyme. Bases 1 to 1791 code for a protein of 596 amino acids. The transcript is spliced from 2 exons. The record is from RefSeq and is a predicted model, not a curated record. Gene Ontology annotation, molecular function: catalytic activity; phosphopantetheine binding. Lineage: Eukaryota; Fungi; Ascomycota; Eurotiomycetes; Eurotiales; Aspergillaceae.
AUGAUCUUGAAGCGAGUUGAAGGACAUACGCAGAGCAUAUUCCUACAACUCAUGAGACAUUUGGAUUGCACACAUCCCCCGGAUAGAGUGCCGUUUUGUUGUAUCCCAGUGCAGCUUCAGUAUAAACCAUCGGUCUCACGUCUUCUCCUCGACCGGGCAGCUGUCCGCGAAAUUGCAUCGAAAUCGACGUGGGCCAGAUUGCGAGCAUGGGUAAAUGACCAUCAAACCGUUGCCGGACGUUCACUUUCCGACAUAGAAUCAAAACUACUCGAUGCAUUGGCCUCCGUGCUCGGAAUAGAGGCACGAGAGAUUAGCCCAGAUGACGAGUUUGUAGCCCUUGGCUGUGACUCUCUGAUGGCAAUGCAGUUCGUCGCAAAGUGCAAUCAGGAGACUAUAAUGGUAACAGUCCCUGAUGUCUUCGAAGCCAAGUGUAUUGCUGGCCUUGCUGCAAAACUUGCAACUUUGUCUGCUCCAAUGCUGCCCGACAUAAAUCCUGUCUCUGGUUCUCAAUCACCUUUUGACAAUUUAGAUUCAUUCCAGCGGGAUGUGGAAGGUAUCAGUAACCUAACUAACUCAGGAAAGAUCAAUGACGUCUUUCCAUGUACCUCUGCUCACCGCGCUCUGUUCGACAAAGACGCCCAGUUGAGAGCAUACACAAUCUGGGAGGCCUCAAACUCCAAGCCCAUUGAUCCUCACGCUCUGGCGGAGUCAUUCAGGCGAGUCGUACAGCGGCACUCGGCUUUGAGAACUAUCCUUAUGCCCAGCCGCUCUCAUCCGUCUGAGAUCUUCCAUGUUGUGCUGGAAGAUACACCAAUUGAUGUGGAUGUCGUUGUGAAUGUUAACGACGACGAUCUCGAUAUGCUUCGCCAGCCCUCCCUGCUCCAUUCCAGCGACGAAAUCCCCUACAGGUUCACUAUCUAUCGAACCUCGUCCGGUCGCGUACUUUGCAAGUUGGAAGGUAGAUACGCUGUUCUAGAUGCGACAUCCGUGCUGAUUCUGCUGCGGGAGCUUGGGACUGCUUACCACAGUGGCGCGAUGCUAUACCAGGGCCCUUCAUAUCGAUCAUGGGCUGCAUAUAUGCACCAGUGGAAUCAGGAUCCAGCACAUAUCGAGUUCUGGAAGCGAUAUCUGACCGGCGCACGACCGUGCUUUUUACCGGCUCGGACCCCGGACGACAACGUUCCACCCCGGAAAGAGCUGAGAACAUACAUACGUGAUCUGCUGCCAACCCUUCUACUUCGGGAGUUCUGUGAUCGACAGAAUAUCAGCAUUACGAAUGCCCUCCAAUUUGCUUGGGCACUUGUUCUUAGCAAAUACACCGCUUCCACAGACAUUGUCUUUGGUACAUUGGUGUCCGGUCGCGACGCCCCUGUGCCCGACGUGAACCGUAUCGUGGGCUCACUGUUCAAUCUUGUUGUCUGUCGAUUCUCGCUUGGCGAACAACAAUCAAUUGGCCAGAUGCUGCAGCAGAACCAGCAAUCAUUGCAUAAUAGGAUGACCCAUCAACACUGCUCGUUGAAAGAGGUUAUGCGGACAUGCGGUACCGAGACAGCCCUGUUUAACACAUGUCUUUCGGUUGAGCAGCCCCUGUCCAGUGAUACCGGUAUCCGGUUCUCGGAGAUUGAGACACAUGAGGAAACAGGGUACGACUUGGUUGUGAUGGUCACUGUCUCGGAAAAUCUUCGGAUUAAUUUAACCCACUGGUCGACUUUUCUCAACGAGCCCGAGGCGGCAGAGAUUGCUGGGCUGUUCCAAGAGUCAAUAAAAGUGAUCCUGGCUGGUUGUCUUUGA